Austrofundulus limnaeus is the source of this 1094-nucleotide messenger RNA. Its product is annotated as protein crumbs homolog 1. Lineage: Eukaryota; Metazoa; Chordata; Actinopteri; Cyprinodontiformes; Rivulidae. Gene Ontology annotation, molecular function: calcium ion binding. The record is from RefSeq and is a predicted model, not a curated record.
GAGUGCGUGCAUGCACUGAGGAAGAAGGAUGGAGAUACACACACCGGUGUUCUCCUCUUACCUUUAGUCCAAGAUGAAGAUCCUGACCAUGCUGAGCUUCAACAUGCGUGUGUGGAUGCUUGGGUUGCUUUAUGCAGGAGCGCUGAACAGUGAGGACAUCAGUGGAUGUGGACAGCAGCCAUGCCAGAAUGGUGGUGUGUGUGAAAGCCACAGCGGAGGAUUCCGAUGCCUUUGUCCCCAGAAGAGCCAAAAUGGCCGCCUGUAUGUCGGGGAGAACUGUACGGUUGAACUUUCAGGCUGUGACYAAAGUCAAUGUGAGAAUGGAGGAGUGUGUUCUGUGCAGCACACACACUCYUGCAUCUGCCUUCCAGGCUACACCGGGCCUACAUGUCAGACUUCCAGCYUCUUCUCAUUUGAGUCCCCGGGCUACAUGUUCGUUGAGACGCAGCAGCUGGACCCGGAAGCUGCACUCAAUUUGACUUUCAGCUUCAGGACAGAGAGAGCAGCCGGCACCCUGUUUCAGCGUCGAGUGGACGACCUGCUCCUCAGCAUCGAGCUGACAGGUGGACACCUCUGUCUCCUCAGCCUGAGAGGCCAGGGCUCCAGCACUCUGGUUCAGGAGCUGCCUGAGUAUCUGUCCAACAACAAGUGGCACACGGUGGAAGCAUCGCUGGGGGGCGUGGUCAGCCUCGUCAGGCUGCUGUGCAUGGAGGGCAGCUGCAGCAGAGACUCCAGCACUGAAGUCCAGCUGCUCCACCAGGCUGRUGCUCUCCCCGAGCCGGGAGCUGUUCGUCAAAGCCUCUUCAUCGGGGCGGCCGGGGGGAACUGGGCUUUGGGCAGACCUGAGGGUGGGGAGGACAAACUGUCUGCUUUUCUGGGCUGCUUCAGAGAUGUGUUCGUAAACUCUCAUCUGGUGCUGCCUGCUGCAGUGCCAAAAGAUCCCCGCACCCAGGUGAACGUCACAGCAGGGUGCAGCGACAGAGACAAGUGUGAUGGAAGUCCGUGUCAGAACCGAGGGCGCUGCGUGAGCCAGGGCUGGAGGAGCUACAUCUGUGAGUGCCACAGACCCUAUGAAGGACACGACUGUGCAGAGG